Messenger RNA from Paramecium octaurelia, 7491 nucleotides. Lineage: Eukaryota; Ciliophora; Oligohymenophorea; Peniculida; Parameciidae. The record is from the annotation of a GenBank genome assembly.
AUGCAAAUUAAAAGUGCGCUUUUGUUUAUGCUGGUAGUUCAAUCAUGGCAAUCGGAAGAAAAUGCUUGUGUUUGUGGUCAUUUAAGCAAUUAGGAAUAGUGUGCAAAGUCAUCGAUUUGUUAAUGGGAUGGCAAUGUUUGUGUAUUGAAAGAGGCCUCCUAUAUUACAACAUAAAGUUAAUUGGAUCCUUCAAACUGUAAAAUAUAUCCCUAAGAGAAGUGCAAUACGUUAGAAAAAUGUGGAUUUUACCUAAAUAUGUGUACUGAAUUUAAGGAUUGCGGCGUAUUUUAGAAAGAUUAGUGUUCUGAAUCUUCCUAUCGAUGUGUGAGUGAUGGGGAGAAAUGUGUAGAAGUAAAAGAAUGCGAAGACUAUUUGACUAAUGUAGCAUGUUAAAAUAAGAACAUACACGGUAAAUAUUGCAGUUGGGGCAUAUCAAUUACACCCAAUUGUCAGGAAAUUAAAGAUUGUACCUUUUUGCCUGAAUACUUUAAAUCGGACUAGGAAUGCAGGGAAGCUCUUUCAUAUUGUACAGUAAGCAAAAAGUCUUAAGGAUGUCAAGAGAGUGGGGAAAAUUGUGUAGAUCACUAGAACGAAAAUUAAUGUAUAACUAAUAGAUCUCAAACAACAAAAUGCUAUUGGGAUACAAUAACUUUAUUAUGCAAAGAGCUCAAGUGCGAAAAUAUCACGGGAUAUACAGAUGAGAGUUGUAAGAAGAUUUUGCCUGAAUGUACUACAAAUGGGAAAACGUGUACUGAGAGAAAACAAUGCGAAGAUGCCUAAAGUAUUGAGGGAUGUAUCACGGACGAAAAAAAUAAUAAAUGUGCAUAUUAUAAUAAGGCUUGUAUGAUUAAGACUUGUUCUACUGCCUCUUCGUAAUAUUCAAACUAUUAUCUUUGUUAAGGAUAUGACGAUAAAUUAGAUUGUGUAAGUGUCAAAGGAGGAGGUUGUAAGAAGAGACCUACUGCAUGUGAAGAUUUUGAACAGCAAAUCGAUUGUGAUUUAUAGGUGUCUCUGGGUUGUAUCUGGUAUGGAGAUUAAUGUUUGGUUAAAGAAUGUUAGUAUGCUCCUUCAAAAUACAAUUAAAGUGAAUGCAAGACAUUUGGAUAAUGCAUUGGGAAAACAGGAGGUGGUUGUCAAGAUUGGCCAGAAACAUGCGAUUUGAUAUUAGAAUAGGAAUUUUGUGAGUUUGAUAAGGAAGGAAAUUGGUGCAGAUGGUCUGAUGGUAAGUGCUUAUAACUAAUUUGUACUAAUUUCAAAUAUCCAAAUUACGAUUCUCAUUCGAAAUGCCAACUCUUAAGUAAGAAAUGUACAUACAGUGCUCAAUUUGGAAGUUGCGUAGACUAUUUAUGUGAAACAGUUACUGAUGAUAUGCCUUGUGUAAAGGAUUAUAAUAACAAUAAAUGCAUUAAGAGAUUUGGAUGUACAGAAAAACAAUGUUCAAAAGCUCCAGCUACAUUGAAUACAAACCUUUUGUGUGAGGGUUGGUUAGCAAAUUGCACAGUGAAUAUAUUGGUAUUUGGAUCAGUCAAAUCCAUCAGAGGUUGCACAAAGAAGAAAGCAUAAUGCAAUGAUUAUUUUGACUAAUAAUGUUUUACAACUAAUACUGGCGAGAAAUGUAAAUGGUCAUCCAAUAAAUGUAUUCCUAAAUCAUGUUCUGAUGCCGAUAUAACACUUGUUACAAAUGAAGAUUGCUUAAAAUAUAAACCUUAAGGAGCAGCAGUUCCCUGUAUUUUAAAAGUUGCUGGGGCUGGCUGUUAAGAUUGGCCUACAGUUUGCAGCAGUUUAGGGAAUGAGGUUCAAUGUAAUUACGGAUUGUAUAAUGGCACAACAUGUUAUUGGAACGGUAGAGCAUGUAAGGACAGAUCUUGCAGUAAUGCUAUAGACACUGUCAACUCAAAUAUCCUGUGUGUUCAAUUUAAUCCUAUUUGCAUAUUAGAUUCAGAUUAACUUGGCUGCAAACUUAGACCCAGCAACUUACUUUGUUCUGAUGCCCCUGAUUCCCCACUAUAUGAUUCCCAUGAUAAAUGUUUUGCAUGGUAUAAUAAAUGCACUGUUUAACCAGUCGUAGGUUGCUAUUAAAAAUAAACCUCAUGUUCUAAUUAUUUAAUCAAUUAAUGUAAUUAUACCAUAACAGGAUAAAAAUGUAAAUGGGUGUCUGGUUCAUGUGCUUCUUUGAAUUGUGAAUUGAAGGUAGAUACAGUUACACUAUACCAUAGUGCUUGCGAGGCCUAUGAUAUUAAUUGCACAGUCAAGACACCAACUACUUGUAUACCAUUAAAAUCAAAUUGUUCUCAAUAUGUUGAGGAAUAAUCUUGUGUUAUCAAUUCAACUUACGAAAAAUGUAAAUGGAAUAUAUCAUCUCAAACAUGUUCUGAUUACACUUGUGAGAUGAAUACAACUGCAACUACUGAAUCCUAGUGUUUCGCAAUGAGAUAAGGGUUUAAAUGCCAAUUUAAAAUGAAUUCGGAUGGUUCUUUUGGUCCUGGCUGCGAAACUAGAAAGACUAGUUGCAGUGGGCUAUCGUCAGCAAUUUGUAAUAAAACAGUCCUAUAAGACGGGUCUAAAUGCUAUUAUUAUUCUUCCUCUUGCACAGUCUUGGGUAGUGAAAACUGCAGUGCAAUUCAAACAGGGGGGUACUAUUAACACCAUAUUUGUUUAUAUUAUGCUUCUUAUUGCUUAGGGGAUAUAUCAGGAGCGUAUGAUAAAUGUUAGCAUAAAUACAAUUGUGCAUCCUUUAGUUCUACACUAUGCAAUUAUAUAAUAGCAAAUUAUGACGAAUGUAUGAUAGACCCAUACUAUUACAAUUGUCGAGAUAAAUUGAAUUGUUCAAGUUAUCCACAAAACUAAUGCGGUUAUACUCUUAAUUAUGUAAGUUGUGUUUGGCUCUCCUCUAGCUAUUAUUGUGCAACAUCAAGUUGUUCUGGUAUUACAUCAAGCACAGACUCCAAUUGCCAAAGUAUGUCGGCCAUGUGCAGGUAUCCUGGCACUGGAUCAUAUUGUAGUUAUGUAUAUUAUUGCUCUGAUGUUUAAACAAGAGUCAGCAAUUGUGCAUAUACUGUAACCUAUUAUGGUGAGAGAUGCUAUUACGAUGGUUCCAAAUGCCUAACUCGAGAAUGCCCUUACAUAACUUCUCCAACCACUAAUUACGACUGCUAUAAAUGGAGGAGGAAUUGCACCAAAUAACCUGGUUAUUCAUUCUGUGUUGCUACCGCUUGUCAUGAAUAUACUGAUAUCUAUUAAUGUCUUAAGAACAGCUGUUAUUAUUAAUAUGGUUAUGGUUGCACUACAUACAUCAAUUGUAAAUACAACUCUACUGCAGUCAGGAAUUAUGAUUGUGAACUAUUAAGUCCCAUUUGCAAACUGAAUUAUAGAAAUGGACAGGGUUGUGAAUUUAGAUCUUGUUAUGAUAUUACAAGUUCAUCAAUUUGUGACGGUGCCCGUAAUUUUCAUUGGGUGUAUUGUAAAUAUGUUUCAGGUUGUGUAAAUAUGACUUGCAGUUAAAUUACCAGUUAAUCCAUAUGUGAAAGUGCGUAUGGCUAUUUUAACACAGCAGAAACAUACGUGGCUAAAUGCUAUUGGUGUGACAGUAUGUGUUCCUACUCUAAGACCUGUGCAUUAGGCUCAACGCAACUCCCAGUAUCACAUGCUGAGUGUCAAUAUUUGGAUCCCACAAAAACCAUCGCCUCAGAUACGUAUAAAUGCACUUUAAAAUUCAAUAAUUGCAGCGAUUAUCACUAUUACAGACAAUGUGAAUACACAAUUACUGGGUAGAAGUGCUUCUGGGAUAGAAACCAAUCCCCUACUUGUUUUGACUAUUGUCUAACUAAGGCCUAAGCAGGUUUAACUCAUGCUCAAUGUUAAGCAUACCAUUCUCAAUGUGUGGCUAACUCAGCUUCAAAUAAGUGUAUAUACUUGGUCUGUUCAAGUUAUACAACUAGUUUGAGUUGCAAUAACCUAACAACUUUGUGUAUGUGGGACCCUAUCGAUUCUGUCUGUGUUAAAUAUGAGACCUAUUUAUAUUGUCAUAGAUAUAGCAUAGAGGCAGAUUGCAACGCUGGUACAAAUAGUAGUAACCACGGAUGUCUAUGGAAUUCCACAAGUUCAAAAUGUGAAGAUAGGACAUGUUCUAAUUAUGUUGGUGUUCCUACUAGUCUAGAAGACUGUGAUGAUUGGCUAAAAAAUUGUCAAUUUGAUUCCACUAAUAAUGUGUGUGUGGCUGAUUGUUAAAGUGCCCAAAAAUCAAAAUAGUACGAUACCGUAGAAGAAUGCGAAGAAUAUUAUUAAGAUAAAAUAUGCACUAUUGUUCCAGGGGUCAAGAAAUGCCAAUCAUUAUUCAAUGACUGUUCUUUAUAUUUGAUUGAUUCAAUGUGUUAAGUUGAUAGUGCUUAUAAUCCUUGCUAUUGGAGCACCCAAUAGACUAAAUGCUUUACCUUAAAUACCUGUAUUGUAUUAGAUACAUAUAAUGAUACCCAUUUGAAAUGUAAUGCUCUAUGGAAAAAUUGCACUGUGAAUACUUCCUUAGCAGGAUGCAUCGAAUUAGAUGAUUGUGCUAAUUAUACAAUACAAGAUCAGUGUGUUUUCGACAAAAAUAACAUUGAUUGUUAAUGGUUUCAAAGUAAAUGCUAAAUUAAAAGUUGCUCAACUGCUCCUCUAGUCCUAUACACACCAACAGAUUGCCAAGCAUAUUUUCCAAAAUCAUUGUGCACAAGCAAUAAUAAUUCGGAUGCCUGUUUUGAAGGUCACAAUGUUUGCAAGAAAUACACAAUGGAUGCUUGUAGUCUCCCAGGAUAAAUGAAUAGUGCAGGAAUCCCAUGUUUUUGGGAUUUAGAUUAAUCAAGAUGCAGAGAAAAAGUAUGUAGUAAUGCUCCCUCCAAUUUCGAAACUACUGCAUAAUGCGAGGGUUUCCUUUCAAAUAAACAAUGCUAAAUUAUUGGAUGUAAGUAAAUUGAAUGUGAUGAUUUUCCUUACAGAAAUGAUGAAACUUGUAGAAUUGCUAUGGAGAAUUUCAAAUGUACUACUAAUGGAUAUGAGUGCAUCGACAGAACCUAUUGUGAAGAUGCAACCUUAGAAGAUGCUUGCACUUUUGAUUAUUAAAUGAAUGAAUGCCAAUGGUUUGAUUAUCCAGAUUAUUAGUGUGUCUAAAAAACAUGCAGUACUGCCCCUGUUGAAUUUAAAACUCAUAUCGAAUGUCAAAAUUAUCUCAAAGGAUGUACUAACAAAAUUGAAGGUGGAUGCACCAAUCUAAAAACUUGUCUAGAAAUCAUUACUUAAGAUGGAUGCAAAAUCGAUAUUAAUAAUCAAGAGUGUUUAUGGGAUUCCUUCUUUAAAAAAUGUUUUCCCAACCAUUGUUAGGGAUUUUGUGGAGAUGGCAUGAUUUAACUGCCAUUAGAAGAAUGCGAUGAUGGCAAUUUUCUGCCUUAUGAUGGAUGCUAUGAUUGCAAAAUCCAAUGUCCUCUCGGAUGCAAUGAUUGCAAUGGUAAGAUUUGCCAAAAAUGUAAUGAACUUAAAGGAUAUUAUUAUAACUCAGCCACAUAAUAAUGCUAAACAAAAUGUGGAGAUAAGAUAGUUAAUGGACAAGAAUAUUGUGAUGAUGGAAAUGACAUUGAAUAUGAUGGUUGUUAUGAAUGCUAGUAUUCUUGUGAUAUCUAUUGUGUUAAUUGUUAUCAGGGAGAGUGUAUCGAAUGUCCUAAAGGUUUUAAUCCAAAUGGCCCAUAUUGUUAAAGCAAAUGCGGUGAUGGAAUCUUAAAUCCCAUCUUUGAAGAAUGUGAUGAUGGUAAUAUUAAACCUAAUGAUGGAUGCGAUUCGAAUUGCUUCGUUGAAUCAAAUUGGAAAUGUAAAGUCGUAUCAUCUAUGAGUGAAUGUUACUAUCUUGUUUAUCCUAAAAUCGUUCUUACUUUAUUAACAAAAUAAACGGAAUAGACCUAGGAUGUAAAAGUGAGUUUUUCUGAAAAAGUCAAACUAAAUAGCACUUCAAUUACUCCUGAUGAUUUUCUAAGUUAAAUGCAAAUUCUUUUCACAAACAAAGACUCUGUUGAUUUUUCUUUUAAUAUUGUACCUAUCAAACCAAUCUCCUAUGAAUUAGAUGAUGCCUCUUAUAGAAUUACUCUAACUAUUAAAGAAUAGAUUUUGAAGCCAAAUCUAUAAGUUAUUAUAAAAUCAAUAUAUCUAGUAAAUCAAUUUGAUAAUACCUUAUUUAUAUAACAAGAAGACAUAAUUUUGAAUGACUCAUUUGUAGUAUCUGAAGACUCAAAAUCUGUUGCUGCUAAUGCAGCUUUUUUGAGUUAACUUAUCAUCUACUCAGUUUUAGCUUUGGCAAUAGUUUCCUUUCUUAGUGGAAACUUAGAAAUAUUAUUUAAUUUAAUAGAUGUUUUAUAGCAGCUAUCAUACAUUAGAUACAUAAAUAUCAACUUUCCAUACCAUUUAGAUCUAUAUUUUGAUGUAUUCAACUUUGUUACUUUGCAACCUCUACUUGAUUAUGUUUAAUUUAAUUCUUUUCUUGAAGGUUCAUUGAAUUUGCAAACACCAGAAAUAUUUCCUCCAGGCAAAUUCAACAUGUUUGGAGUGAAUGCGUAUUUUGGAGUUAAUUUUUAAAGUUUCUUAAUUUGCAUGGUUGUAGGUUUUGCUAAUUAUUUCCUUGCCAUACUUAUUACUUAUAUUUUAAAAAAACCCACUUUGGGUUGGGGUGAUACUCCAAGCAAAAUUUCGAGAUACUUUUAUCUUCUAAUCAUGAAGGCUUACCAGUUAGUUUUUUCUACUGCCUUCUCCUAUAUGCAAUACUUUUUCUUUUCAGGAUUGAUUAGAAUUUUCUUAUCAAAUUAUUAUGAUUUAACUUUCUCAGCAUUGUUACAAGUUAUGAAUUUCAACACCGAAUCAACUUUACUAAAGUGGAGCUCCCUUUUAGCAGCUGUAACCUUGUUGAUAAAUGCGUUUUUGAUCUUGAUAUUUUAUGCCUCAUUGUCAAAGAAAAAUGUAUUCUAGAAGAGCCUAUAUGUUUUGGUUGAUGGAUUGAAUAUUGGAAGGAAUAAAUGGAACAAACAAUUUAAUACAGUAACAUUAGUAAAAAAGUUGUGUUUUAUUUACUCAUUAGUCUUACUUCAAGAUAGUCCUAUAUUUCAGACUUUGUUAAUUAGCUUCAUCUCUUCAAUUUUUGCCAUCUAUGUUUUACUAUUAUAACCUUUUGAGCAUCAAUUUGAAAACUAUAAAAUUAUUGUUACUGAAUUUUGUGUCAGUUUCAAUACUUGUUCAUUUUUAGUUUAUUGCUCCAAAGAAAUAUUCUACAAUAGUGAAUUUUCAAACAUGCUUGGAUGGUUAAAUAUUUUUAUGUUUAGUUUAAUCCUAACUUUUAGUUUGGCAUUGGAUUCUUAUUCACAGAUUUUAUAGCUAAAAAGAAUAUUCGACAGGAUGUUAAAACCUAAAGUUUUAAACAACUAAAUAAAAAUUUAAUCAACAAAAUUGUUCACUGUUGUGGGAGAAAACGAAGUAAAUUUUUGA